Molecule: messenger RNA, 1160 nt
Organism: Malus domestica (apple)
Lineage: Eukaryota; Viridiplantae; Streptophyta; Magnoliopsida; Rosales; Rosaceae
Gene: HD14
Product: homeobox-leucine zipper protein ATHB-13-like
Biological process (GO): positive regulation of DNA-templated transcription
Cellular component (GO): nucleus
Molecular function (GO): DNA-binding transcription factor activity, RNA polymerase II-specific; sequence-specific DNA binding
Source: RefSeq, marked provisional
CUGCAACAAUUUGUGCAUCCCCUUCCAUUUGAAGAAAUUUCAUUCCCUUUUGAAUAUUUCAGCAAAAAUUUAUCAUUUCCUUCUGUGAUAAAUCUACAAACCUUUCUUUUCCUUCACCAACAGUUAGAUUCUGUGCCACUCUGAACAUGGCAGCUGCUAGAUCAUUAAGAUUGGUGGCAAGAGCUUGAUUAAUCAUCAAGCCAUGACUGCCAAUGGGAUGGCCUUCUUCUCUACAAAUUUCAUGCUUCAAACCCCCCAUGACCGUGAUGACCACCAACCUCCCACUUCUCUCAGUCCAAUGCUGCCUUCCUGCACACCUCAAGAUUUCCACGGCGUGGCAUCGUUUCUAGGAAAGCGAUCGGUGUCAUUUUCAGGGAUUGAGUUGGGAGAAGAAGCUCAUGGGGAGGAUGACUUGUCAGAUGAUGGGUCACAGGCAGGGGAGAAGAAGAGGAGGUUGAACAUGGAGCAAGUGAAGACUCUUGAGAAGAACUUUGAGUUGGGGAACAAGCUUGAGCCUGAGAGGAAAAUGCAGCUGGCCAGGGCUCUUGGUUUGCAGCCAAGACAGAUUGCUAUAUGGUUUCAGAACAGGAGGGCCAGGUGGAAGACAAAGCAAUUGGAGAAAGAUUAUGAUCUCCUCAAGAGACAGUUUGAUGCCAUCAAAGCUGACAAUGAUGCUCUCCAAUCUCAGAACCAAAAACUUCAAGCUGAGAUAAUGGCAUUAAAAAACAGAGAACCAGCGGAAUCCAUCAACCUCAACAAAGACACAGAGGGAUCUUGCAGCAACAGAAGCGAAAACAACUCCGACAUAAAACUGGACAUUUCGAGAACACCGGCAAUCGACAGCCCUCCCUCGUCUCACCAUCAUCAAAAUCCAACCCUUUUUUCGUCUUCAAUAAUAAGGCCAGCCCAGCUCUUCCAAAACACAUCAAGGACUGAAGCAAUGCAAUGCCAGAAGAUCGAUCAGAUGGUCAAAGAAGAAAGCUUGACCAACAUGUUCUGUGGCAUCGACGAUCAGUCUGCUGCUGGGUUUUGGCCUUGGUUGGAACAACAUCAGUUUAAUUAAGCAAUGAAAUAAUCAAAGAGGCAACAAACCAAAUUACCAUGUUAAUUUCUAUCAGUUUUUAAUUAAAAUAUUCCGUGUUCUUGGUGAUUAGAUUAAA